AUGAAAGAAGAUUUUUUACAUACAAGUCAGACAAAGUAUGAUACUAAGAUUAGAGCAUUACGUUGUAUAUAUUCAUUCUUAGAAGUUAUUGGUAAAAGUGUAAAUGAUUUUUGCUUCACAGAUUUCGACAUUACUGUAGAUGACGCCGACAUGUUAGCAAAUAUGAUUUUAGAAGAAAGUACAAAUGUUAGUGUUGAGUCUGACGUGCAUUUUACAAAGAGUUUAAAAAAAGAACAACAAUUUGCUUAUGAUACUACUUUAGAUUGUAUUUUCAACGAUAGAAAUGGACUUUUUUUUAUCGAUAGUCCAGGAGCAUCAUCUGGAGUAGCUGCUUCUUUAUUACAUGGUGGAAGAACUGGUCAUUCGCGUUUUAAAAUUCAUCUUCAAACAAGUCUUGAUAUGUGA
Molecule: messenger RNA, 405 nt
Organism: Olea europaea var. sylvestris
Lineage: Eukaryota; Viridiplantae; Streptophyta; Magnoliopsida; Lamiales; Oleaceae
Exons: 2
Coding region: 1-405 (134 amino acids)
Biological process (GO): telomere maintenance; DNA repair
Molecular function (GO): DNA helicase activity
Source: RefSeq, a predicted model, not a curated record